Drosophila simulans is the source of this 2532-nucleotide messenger RNA. RefSeq names its product FACT complex subunit Ssrp1 (gene Ssrp). Gene Ontology annotation, cellular component: nucleus; FACT complex. Bases 169 to 2337 code for a protein of 722 amino acids. The record is from RefSeq and is a predicted model, not a curated record. Gene Ontology annotation, molecular function: nucleosome binding; DNA binding; histone binding. Lineage: Eukaryota; Metazoa; Arthropoda; Insecta; Diptera; Drosophilidae. The transcript is spliced from 3 exons.
ACUCACGUACGGUCACUCUAAUAUAGCUGACUGGCGUCUAACCUAAAAUUAGGCGCGCAGUGUUGUUUUUUUGUCUGCCGGAAUUAUUGCAAAUUGCUGACAAUUUCGCAAGGCGGCGUAAUAUAUAGUUGAUCUAUUAGUUAGUUACUGGAGCAGCAGAAGCGUAGGAUGACGGACUCGCUGGAGUACAACGACAUAAACGCCGAAGUGCGCGGAGUCUUGUGUUCCGGACGCCUGAAGAUGACCGAGCAGAACAUCAUCUUCAAGAACACCAAGACCGGCAAGGUGGAGCAGAUCUCGGCAGAGGACAUAGACCUGAUCAACUCGCAGAAGUUCGUGGGCACCUGGGGACUGAGGGUGUUCACCAAAGGCGGGGUGCUCCACCGCUUCACGGGAUUCCGCGACAGCGAGCACGAAAAGCUGGGCAAGUUUAUCAAGACUGCCUACUCGCAGGAGAUGGUCGAGAAGGAGAUGUGCGUCAAGGGCUGGAACUGGGGCACCGCCCGAUUCAUGGGCUCCGUCCUGAGCUUCGACAAGGAGUCGAAGACCAUCUUCGAGGUGCCGCUGUCGCACGUUUCGCAGUGCGUGACUGGCAAGAACGAGGUCACCCUGGAGUUCCACCAGAACGACGAUGCGCCCGUGGGUCUGCUGGAGAUGCGGUUCCACAUACCCGCCGUGGAGUCGGCCGAGGAGGAUCCGGUGGACAAGUUCCACCAGAACGUUAUGAGCAAGGCCUCGGUCAUCUCGGCGUCGGGCGAGUCCAUCGCCAUUUUCAGAGAGAUCCAGAUCCUUACGCCUCGCGGUCGCUACGACAUCAAGAUCUUCUCGACCUUCUUCCAGUUGCACGGCAAGACGUUCGACUACAAGAUUCCCAUGGACUCGGUGCUGCGACUCUUCAUGCUGCCCCACAAAGACAGUCGACAGAUGUUCUUUGUGCUCUCCUUGGAUCCGCCCAUCAAGCAGGGACAAACGCGUUACCACUACCUGGUCCUGCUCUUUGCUCCCGAUGAGGAGACCACCAUUGAGCUGCCCUUUUCGGAGGCCGAGUUGCGCGACAAGUACGAGGGCAAGCUGGAGAAGGAGAUCUCCGGGCCGGUGUACGAGGUGAUGGGCAAAGUGAUGAAGGUGCUGAUCGGUCGAAAAAUUACCGGACCUGGUAACUUUAUCGGACACUCUGGCACGGCUGCAGUGGGCUGCUCGUUCAAGGCUGCAGCUGGAUAUCUGUAUCCCCUGGAGCGAGGAUUCAUCUAUAUCCACAAGCCACCGCUGCAUAUCCGCUUUGAGGAGAUUAGUUCUGUGAACUUUGCCCGCAGCGGCGGAUCCACGCGAUCUUUCGACUUCGAGGUGACGCUCAAGAACGGAACCGUCCACAUCUUCUCCUCCAUCGAGAAGGAGGAGUAUGCCAAGCUCUUCGACUACAUCACACAGAAGAAGUUGCAUGUCAGCAACAUGGGCAAGGACAAGAGCGGCUACAAGGACGUGGACUUUGGCGAUUCGGACAACGAGAACGAACCGGAUGCCUAUCUGGCUCGCCUCAAGGCUGAGGCCAGGGAAAAGGAGGAGGACGACGACGAUGGCGACUCGGAUGAGGAGUCCACGGAUGAGGACUUCAAGCCCAACGAGAACGAGUCCGAUGUGGCCGAGGAGUAUGACAGCAACGUGGAGAGUGAUUCUGACGAAGACAGCGAUGCUAGUGGCGGCGGAGGCGACUCUGAUGGCGCCAAGAAAAAGAAGGAGAAGAAGUCCGAGAAGAAAGAGAAAAAAGAGAAGAAACACAAGGAGAAAGAGCGAACAAAGAAACCCUCCAAAAAGAAGAAGGACUCUGGCAAACCCAAGCGCGCCACCACCGCUUUCAUGCUCUGGCUGAACGACACGCGCGAGAGCAUCAAGAGGGAAAAUCCGGGCAUAAAGGUUACCGAGAUCGCCAAGAAGGGUGGCGAGAUGUGGAAGGAGCUGAAGGACAAGUCCAAGUGGGAGGAUGCGGCAGCCAAGGACAAGCAGCGCUACCACGACGAGAUGCGCAACUACAAGCCCGAAGCGGGUGGCAGCGAUGAUGAGAAGGGUGGAAAGUCCUCCAAGAAGCGCAAGACGGAGCCUUCUCCAUCCAAGAAGGCGAAUACCUCGGGCAGCGGCUUCAAGAGCAAGGAGUACAUAUCGGACGACGACUCCACCAGCUCCGACGACGAGAAGGACAACGAGCCUGCCAAGAAGAAGAGCAAGCCCCCAUCCGACGGCGAUGCCAAGAAGAAAAAGGCCAAGAGCGAGAGCGAACCGGAGGAGAGCGAGGAGGCCAGCAAUGCCAGCGAUGAGGAUGAGGAAGAUGAGGCCAGUGAUUAGGGCCAUAAACACAACAAAUCAAUUCCAUAAACACACACAACGCUCCUCACACACCCUGUCCCAAAUCUAGUUUACAUUCGCCUAGUUUAGUUAAGUGCUGCCUGUUGGAUACAGACCCAUACGUUUUUGUUUAAUUAAAACUCAACAACAAUUCGAAAGUUCAAGUAAUUAAACAGAAUUGAUAAUUGCCCGUAA